Messenger RNA from Camellia sinensis, 604 nucleotides. The record is from RefSeq and is a predicted model, not a curated record. NCBI's taxonomy places the organism in Eukaryota, Viridiplantae, Streptophyta, Magnoliopsida, Ericales, Theaceae.
GAGGUAUCUUCUUACUUUGAAGCAAUAUGUGCGUAAUAGAGCUCGUCCAGAAGGUUCAAUUGCUAAAGGAUAUCUUAUGGAAGAAUGCAUGAAUUUUUGUGCACAAUAUCUCAAUGAUGUGGAAACUAAAUCUAAUCGACCCACGAGGAACUACAGUGGUGAUGAUAAUCUGGGUCGUGCUGUUGGUGAAAUCACAAGCUUUUAUCUUGAUAACGUUUCUUGGGUACAAACUCAUCGGUAUGUCUUAUUCAAUACAGCCGUGGUUCAACCAUUCAUAAACAAACACCUUGAAGAACUUAAGGUCAAAAUGCCUCGUGUUGACGAUCAUCAGCUUCGGCGUGAACAUUUUGAAACUUUUCACAUUUGGUUCAAGGAACAUGUUCAAACGUUGCGAAGGACUAGUGAUGUCACAUUUUCUGAAGAGAUUACUGUAUUGGCAAAUGGUCCUCAUAACCUGGCAAGGAGGUUCAACGGGUAUAUAAUGAAUGGGUUUCGGUAUCGAGUAAAGGCCAUGGAUGACCGUCGAGCCACACAAAAUUGUGGUGUAGCUUUGAAAUUGUUUAAUUGUUUUGACUUUUUGAUUUUUGAUUUUUUAUUUUUUUGA